Messenger RNA from Exophiala xenobiotica, 1203 nucleotides. RefSeq lists its product as uncharacterized. The transcript is spliced from 2 exons. NCBI's taxonomy places the organism in Eukaryota, Fungi, Ascomycota, Eurotiomycetes, Chaetothyriales, Herpotrichiellaceae. The coding region runs from base 64 to 1158 and encodes 364 amino acids. The record is from RefSeq and is a predicted model, not a curated record. Gene Ontology annotation, molecular function: oxidoreductase activity.
UCUUCGUACAAUCCCAGCAGUAGUGUAGAUUUGACGAAAAUCAUACAACGCAGCAACAUCGCAAUGGCAAUCGAAGGCGUUCCCAAAGAAAUGACCGCGGUCCAAGUGGUCGAGUUCCACAAACCCUACAAGAUCCACAAAGUUCCCACGCCAACCUCGCUCAAGGAGCACGAGAUCCUGCUCAAAACGGUCGUCGCAUCGCUCUGCCACACCGACAACAUGGUCGUCGAGGGCAAAUUCCCCACCAAACUCCCUUGCACUGCGUCCCACGAAGGCACCGGCAUCGUCGUCGCCGUUGGGUCAAACGUGUCCAACUUCAAACCCGGCGACAGAGUCAUGUCCGGUCUACCCCGUAACCCAUGCGGGACGUGCUACAACUGCCAGGGCCCCAACGAUUGGCACCAGUACUGCGAGAACAUCGAAGGACACAUCGGCGUGUUCGUGGACGGAGCUUUUGCCGAGUAUCAUGUCGUGGACAGCAGGAGUAGCUGCCACAUCCCAGACAAGGUCAGUUUCACGAGUGCCGCACCGCUGGCGUGUGCCGGGUGUACGAUCUACCGCUCCAUCAUCGUCAGCGAGGCCAAGGAAGGUGAGUGGCUAGCCAUUGUUGGCGCGGGAGGAGGUCUGGGACAUCUGGGUAUUCAGUUCGCAAAGGCGAAAGGGAUCAAUGUGGUCGCGAUCGAUGCAAGGGAUGAAGCACUCGAAUUGUGCAAGAAGGCCGGCGCGAUGCACGUCUUCGACGCGAGACAAGGCAAGGAGAAGCUCGUCAAGGGCGUGCAAGCCUUGACCGAUGGGUUGGGCGUCCAUGCCGCAAUCAACGUGUCCGAGCACGAGACCGCAGCCACGACGGCGUGCGCGGUGACCAGGAUGCACGGCACCAUGGUGCAGGUUGCCCAGCCUGAUAAAGUGUGCAUCGAUUUCCCGGAGCUCAUCUUCAGGGAUAUCCGGGUCAAGGGCACGUUGAUCGCGGGCCAGGAGUAUUCUCAGCAGAUGUUGGAAGAUGUGGCAAAGUACAAUAUCAAGGUAGAGACCAAUCUGUUCUACGGGCUGGACCAAGUGCCCAAGAUGGUCGAGCUGGCUCACUCGGGCAAGAUGAAAGGAAAGGCGGUUUGUGUGGUGGAUAAAGCCGAGCUAGACAAGGACAAGGCCAGCGUCUAAGUUCGUGGCCUCGCGGUGACUGCUGCAUAGGUUGCAUAAAGUGCG